AAGAGCCUAUUUCAAAAAUGUAGACCUGCAAGAAUAUUUAAAACCAGUGCAAUUCGUUAGUGGAGGUUUUCUCAAUAAUAAAAAGGAUGUACCAUCAGCACAACAGGACGCAAAUAAAUUGAACUCCACCUUGAGUGACGAUGAUUCAGAUGACUUCAACAAGUACGACGUCUUUAAACAUUUCACCUUUGAUUUCAAUUUUGACAAAAAGAAGGAUGAAAAUGAUUUUAUAAAAAGUAAUUUAAAAAAGUAUAACCUGAAGCAACUCAAAGAAAAGGACAAAAAGUUUUUUGAAAUAUAUGGAUUAGGGUUUAAAAUUUUAAGGAAAAUGGGUUAUCAAGAUGGCAUUGGGAACAAAAUAAAAACAAACAUUGCUCCUAUAGAACUUCAAAAAAAGCAUGUAACCUUUUUAGAAGAAAAGCCACAAGAAAAUUCGAAUGAUUCCAGUUCUGAUGUUGACUUAUACACACAGCAAAGUUAUAUUGACAUUUUUAAUGAACAAUUAUAUAGAAAAAACUUGUGGAAAAAAAAGCAUAAAUAUAACAAGUUCUGGAGCUUUAAGAAGACAAAAAAUUGGGUUACGACGCAGUUAAAAUAUAACGCCUCCAUUAAUCCAAAUUUUCAAUUAUACCAUGAUGGUGAUAAAUCCGAUGACGAACAAGCUAAUAAUUUACGAAACACGCAAAACAUGCUCUUUGAUCAUAUUAAAAAUAUCACACUCCAAUAUUGUGAUGUUGUAAAAAAACAACAAGAGGUUGAAACUAAAUUAAGGAACUACCACAGUUCUGGUUUUCAGAAGGAUAUUUACAAGAUACACGUUUUAAUUUUAAAAAAUAUCCUAACGUAUAAGUACUUGCUAAAUUUGCACACCACGCUGGCCUACCCCUCUCUCUUUAACAACGCAACGUUUAAUGAAUACCUUUUUAGGGUUAAGCGACAUGAGCUCAAAAUAGAGGAAGAUGAUGGUGGCAAUCGCGCUGAUCAAAAUGCUGAGCAUUGUGCUGAUCAUUCCGUUGAUCAAUAUGCUGAGCAUUAUGAUGAUGGGGAUGCACACCCAAGGGGUCAUCAAUACGUGUGUAACUCCCCCAAAGGUGGAAGAACCACGAAAUUGAUAAAUAUCCAACCCAAGCAUUUAACUAACCCAUAUAGCGAAGGAGGGGCAGGCGAAAAGGGAAACAAAACAUAUUGGGACCUCAACUAUAGUAAGUCUCUCACCUUUGAAGAAAAGCUAAAUAAUUUAUUAACAAGUAAUUAUAAGCUAUUAUGCCAAAACAAAUACUUCAAAAGUGCCCCCAAAACAGUCGGUGCUUCUUCACAUUACACUGGAACAUACAAAACGAUGGAUGACUUACAACACAUAUUCGAUUUAAUAAACAUUAAAAAUAUCGAAAUUGAAAAGGGAAAAGAUCCGUUACUCUUGAGUGACCUGUACACCUCUGUAUUUUUUAUUUACGAAAAUUCGCAAUUCUUGUAUCUGAACAUCCGCGUGUCACGGUUUUUCUUGGAGUUCCUUCGCAUUUAUUUUCACAACAACAAGGAACUAAUAAAGAAACAGUUUCUCUGUGAUGACAAGGACGUUGAAGAAGCAAGCACGACAAUUUGGGAAAAUUCCAAAAAAAUUUUUAGUUCGGAAAGUUCGAAAAUCUCGGAUAGUUUGAAAAGUUCGGAAAGUUCGAAAAUCUCGGAAAGUUUGAAAAAUUCGGAAAGUUCGAAAAUCUCGGAAAAUUCGAAAAGCUCAGAAAGUUUGGAAAACUCCCAACAUCGCGAAGCUCACAGCGAAGCAACGCAAAAUGCACCGACCGCAAAGGAUGAAGAAGUUUCCCCCAGUGAACAGGCCCCACCUCACACGAGCAGCCAAAACAAGCAACCCACGUUUAACCAAAAUGACAUAAAAUAUAUAAUAUGCUUAAAAAAAAUUGUUCUAAUGGGAGCGGAGCAAAACAGUAUGAUAGAAUAUCGAAAAAUUGAAAAAAAAUUUGACAACAUAAUAUACUAUACGUAUGUGUACCCCGCAUUGUAUAGGAAAAAAUUUCCAGAACUUUACAAUCAUUUAAAACUUUUUAAGGACGCCAUCAAUAUAAGAUAUUAUAAAAAUAUAUUAACACUUUUUAUUGAAAAAAGAAUAAUGUCCAACGUGGAAAACAUCGAAAAUGGCGAAAUACAGGAACACACUCUACAAGACGUACAAAAAAAACUAUCCAUUCUGUUUGAUAUUAACAAACAGUUUGACAUUGACUCCAACUUAUCUAGAUACUACACACAUUAUAUAUUUCCCUAUUUGCAAAAAUUUGAUCUAUCAGAAAAUUAUAUAGAACUCAUCAAAUUAGCACUCAUGGAAAAUAUAUACAAAAAGGAAAUUUUCGAAACUGUUGUAAAAAGGAUAAUUUGUGAAUUAAUUGACAUAGAUUUUGUGAACGACGAUUUUGUGCAACGCCUUCGUAAAGUUAUGAUACUACACAAGUGCGUAGACGACACAAUCGUCUUUCUCAUCUUUAAAGUAUAUUUUUUUUACAAUUUUUCGAAGCACGUAUGUGAUUAUCUGAGAGAGCUUAACGCGUCAUAUGUACAAAAAAAUGAACUAAAAAAUAGCGCGCACAAAAUGGAAGCUCUCUUUGCUCCAGAGGAAGGCGUCCCAAGCGAGGAACUAAAAAAGCUAAUGCUAACAAAUAAAAAAAAAGAAAUUUACGAAACCUUUAAAAAGGUGAAAGACGUUUUUGAAAAUAAUUUAAUGAAAGAUAAUUCCAUAAAAAACAUCAUGUUCAGCAUAUUAAAUGUGAUAAAAACGUACCUAUUGCAAGAGAAAAUUGUUACCUUCCCCGUCGAAAUGGUGCUAGACUUUGACAAAAGUAAAAUUUGUUCAGAUGAUAAUCUAAAUUACUAUUACUUAUAUAAGGAUAUAAAAAUUCCAGUUCCUCUUUACGCCGUUCCACAAAGAAUUAAUAAGGUAUUUGAAAUAAAUUAUAUGCCCAAUGUAAGAAAAAAUCACAUGACAGAUGAAUCAAAAAGUAGCUAUGUAUUUUCUCCGAAAAAAUAUGUCAAUUUGAUGAACAAAAUAGAAGAUGACGUAAAUCAAUAUAGAAGAAACUCGCAAGAUGACGAAAAUAUGAACGUAAAGAAUUAUAUAGAAACGUAUUGCGUACAAAAUGAUAUCCUAUUUUUGCAAAAAAAUGAUCGUAAAAUAAACGGAAAUGUAGUCUAUUCGAUUAACAAUCUUUCCAUAUAUAUUAGCAACAAUAUUAUAUACCUUUAUGAAAAUCACGAAUGGAAGCCAACCCUGUUACGCGAUCUGUUGGCAAAAUUUUAG
Messenger RNA from Plasmodium cynomolgi strain B, 3304 nucleotides. RefSeq lists its product as hypothetical. NCBI's taxonomy places the organism in Eukaryota, Apicomplexa, Aconoidasida, Haemosporida, Plasmodiidae. Gene Ontology annotation, biological process: spliceosomal complex disassembly. The annotation marks the transcript as partial. Gene Ontology annotation, cellular component: U2-type post-mRNA release spliceosomal complex. The record is from RefSeq and is a predicted model, not a curated record. The transcript has a single exon.